AUGGUUGGGACCCAGAGAUUGAGGAAUGAAGCGGGAGUGAAACAGGUUCAAGGAUCAGCGAGCCAUUCCUUUUCUGUACUAGUGUUUCUGAGCUUAUCGAUAGCGAAAUUAUUUCCCCGCGAUCCCCCCUCUGCGGCUUCUCAAUUUAACUCUGGACAUUUUCGCCCUUUGCUACCUGCAAAAAUGGACGCUACAACGGCGCCAUCUCGGUUUGACACCAAUAACUCGGUCACCAGUAAAAAGCAACCUCGUUCACAGCUCUCAAAAGCCAUGGAACACAUGCGCUUCGCUGUCACCGUCGAUCCUAUUCCUAAACGUCCCUCCGACACACCCACAGCUCCCCUCCCAACCUCAAGUCCCACUCCCACCACUACCGCAGAGCCCGAAUCGGACGCCUAUGGCGUCCCCGCUUCCUACGCUCCUCUCCGCAAACCACCACAUCGAUCACACUCCCCAACCAACAACCAGAAAAGGACCGAUCCAUUCGCCUUUGGAUCCCGGUACCUCGAAGAAGGCGACGACAUCUUUGAAUUCAACGCCUGGGACCACGUCGAAACUGACCCCGCCUAUCUCGCCUUCUCUGAAGAACAAUACUCGCGCCAGCGCCUUGACCCUGUCUCUGACUAUGACAAACAGCGCUUCAACUCCAAUCCCGAGAAAUGGUGGAACCUCUUCUAUAAAAACAACAAAUCCAACUUCUUCAAAAACAGAAAGUGGCUGGCGCAGGAAUUUCCGGUGCUGGAUGAAGUCACGAAGGAGGAUGCGGGAGAGGUGAGGCUUUUGGAGGUUGGGGCUGGGGCCGGCAAUUCGGCGUUCCCGAUAUUGCAGAAGAACGAGAAUGAGAGGUUGAGGAUGCAUGCGUGUGAUUUUUCGAGGAAGGCGGUGGAUUUGAUUAGGGAGAAUGAGCUUUAUAAUCCGCGGUUCAUACAGGCAGAUGUCUGGGAUGUUGCGUCGUCGCCGGAUUCGGAGAAUGCAGGGCUCCCGCCCGGGAUUGAGGAGGGCAGCGUCGAUGUCGUGCUCAUGGUGUUCAUCUUCUCAGCGCUAGAACCGAAGCAGUGGAGUCAGGCGGUGAGGAACAUCUGGAGGGUGCUGAAACCCGGUGGGCAAGUGUUAUUUCGCGAUUAUGGGAAGGGCGAUUUGGCUCAGGUGCGUUUUAAGAAGGGUAGGUAUAUGGAGGAAAAUUUCUACGUCAGGGGUGAUGGGACGAGAGUCUAUUUCUUCGAGAGGCAGGAGUUAGAGGGGAUUUGGGGUGGGAGGUGGCGGACAGAGACUGUGGAGGGAAACAAUGAUGAUGAAGACGGGCGGCAACGAGAGUCUUCAGAGCCAGACGAAGAGAGUCUGCGAGUAUCUCCGGGACAAGAAAUGACGAACCCACCAACCCCAGCCUUCGAGAUUGUACACUUCGGAACUCAAAAUGUAUCGCUGCUGGAUGCAAGCAGUGUUCCGCAAGCCUGGGUCUGGGAGUGGGGUACCAACAAGUACAAUACGGCAGGAGAAGGCAACCCCAGAAGAAUCCGAACAGAAGGAAUGAAUAGAAUUGUGAUUUUUGGUAUCGAGAGCGCAUUUCCACAAAUAUAG
Molecule: messenger RNA, 1578 nt
Organism: Lindgomyces ingoldianus
Lineage: Eukaryota; Fungi; Ascomycota; Dothideomycetes; Pleosporales; Lindgomycetaceae
Product: S-adenosyl-L-methionine-dependent methyltransferase
Exons: 4
Coding region: 1-1578 (525 amino acids)
Molecular function (GO): tRNA (cytidine-N3)-methyltransferase activity
Source: RefSeq, a predicted model, not a curated record